Molecule: messenger RNA, 4151 nt
Organism: Manis pentadactyla (Chinese pangolin)
Lineage: Eukaryota; Metazoa; Chordata; Mammalia; Pholidota; Manidae
Gene: VARS1
Product: valyl-tRNA synthetase 1
Exons: 30
Coding region: 277-4083 (1268 amino acids)
Biological process (GO): valyl-tRNA aminoacylation
Cellular component (GO): cytosol
Molecular function (GO): valine-tRNA ligase activity; aminoacyl-tRNA deacylase activity; ATP binding
Source: RefSeq, a predicted model, not a curated record
CACUUGCAGGCGGGGAAAGCUGCCCACGCCGGAACCUGAGGGCCCGGAAACGCGUGUUGUCACAAAGCGGGGAACACGUGGGCGCCGACGGCCCCCGCGGCGGUCGCAGGGAGUUGGGGUCGCCGGGAGAACCGUCCUCGCCCGCUGGACUGUUCGGCCCAGGCAGCCAGGCCGGUCCAUCUUCAGCCGGCGCCCGGCUGUGAGGGGUGGAUGCCCGGCUCAGUCUGACCACCUCCCUCCAGAUUUUUCCACCUCGUUCGGAUCCCCUGCAUAACCAUGUCCAUCCUCUACGUCUCCCCUCAUCCGGAUGCCUUCCCCAGCCUCCGAGCCCUCAUAGCUGCGCGCUACGGGGAGGCUGGGGAGGGUCCGGGAUGGGGAGGAGCCCACCCCCGCAUCUGUCUUCAGCCACCCCCGACCAGCAGGACUCCCUUUCCCCCACCCCGCCUGCCCGCCCUAGAGCAGGGGCCCGGUGGGCUCUGGGUGUGGGGGGCUACGGCUGUGUCCCAGAUGCUGUGGCCAGCGGGCCUGGGGGGCCCGGGGGGAUGCCGGGCGGCGGUCCUUGUCCAACAGUGGGUCAGUUACUCCGACACCGAGCUAAUACCAGCUGCCUGUGGGGCAACGCUGCCAGCCUUGGGACUCCAAAGCUCUGCCCAGGACCCCCAGGCUGCGCUGGGGGCUCUGGGCAGGGCUCUGAGCCCCUUGGAAGAGUGGCUUCAACUACACACCUACCUGGCUGGGGAGGCCCCUACUCUGGCUGACCUGGCGGCUGUCACCGCGUUGCUGCUACCUUUCCGAUACCUCCUAGACCCCUCUGCCCGCCGGAUCUGGGGUAAUGUGACUCGCUGGUUUAUCACAUGUGUCCAGCAGCCAGAAUUCCGGGCCGUGCUAGGAGAGGUGGUACUGUACUCAGGGGCCAGGCCUCUCUCCCAACAGCUAGGCCCUGAGGUCCCUGCACCCCUGAAGUCAGCUGCUCAACUCAAGAAAGAGGCAAAGAAACGGGAGAAGCUAGAGAAGUUCCAACAGAAGCAAAAGAUCCAACAGCAGCAGCCGCCCCUGGCGGAGCAGAAGAAAACAAAACCAGAGAAGAGGGGGAAAAGAGAUCCUGGGAUAAUUACGUAUGACCUCCCAACCCCACCUGGGGAAAAAAAAGAUGUCAGUGGCAUCAUGCCUGAUUCCUACAGUCCUCAGUAUGUGGAGGCUGCCUGGUACCCUUGGUGGGAGCAGCAGGGCUUCUUCAAGCCAGAGUAUGGGCGUUCCAGUGUGUCAGCACCAAAUCCCCGGGGCAUCUUCAUGAUGUGCAUCCCACCUCCCAACGUGACAGGCUCCCUGCACCUGGGCCAUGCCCUCACCAAUGCCAUCCAGGACUCCCUGACCCGAUGGCACCGCAUGCGGGGGGAGACUACCCUGUGGAAUCCUGGCUGUGACCACGCGGGCAUUGCCACCCAGGUAGUGGUGGAGAAGAAACUCUGGCGGGAGCAGGGGCUGAGCCGGCACCAGCUGGGCCGCGAGGCCUUUCUACAGGAGGUCUGGAAGUGGAAAGAAGAGAAAGGUGACCGCAUUUAUCACCAGCUCAGGAAGCUUGGCAGCUCCUUGGACUGGAAUCGAGCCUGUUUCACCAUGGACCCUAAACUCUCAGGAGCUGUGACAGAGGCCUUCGUCCGGCUCCAUGAGGAGGGAGUCAUCUACCGUAGUACCCGCCUUGUCAACUGGUCCUGCACCCUCAACUCGGCCAUCUCCGACAUCGAGGUGGAUAAGAAGGAGCUGACAGGUCGUACCCUGCUCUCCGUGCCUGGCUAUGAGGAGAAGGUGGAGUUUGGGGUCCUCGUCUCCUUUGCCUACAAGGUCCAAGGCUCAGACAGUGAUGAGGAGGUGGUGGUGGCAACAACUCGAAUUGAGACAAUGCUGGGAGACGUGGCUGUGGCUGUGCACCCCAAGGACCCUAGAUACCAGCACCUAAAGGGGAAGAGUGUGAUCAACCCAUUCCUGUCUCGGAGCCUCCCCAUUGUCUUUGAUGAUUUUGUGGACAUGGAGUUUGGCACAGGUGCAGUAAAGAUCACCCCUGCACAUGACCAGAAUGACUAUGAGGUUGGACAGAGACAUGGGCUGGAGGCCGUCAGCAUCAUGGACUCCCGAGGGUCCCUUGUCAACGUGCCCCCGCCCUUCCUGGGCCUACCCAGGUUUGAGGCCAGGAAGGCGGUGCUGGCAGCGCUGAAGGAGCAGGGACUGUUCCGUGGCAUGGAGGAUAACCCAAUGGUGGUGCCCCUUUGCAACCGCUCCAAGGACGUGGUGGAACCUCUGCUGCGGCCACAGUGGUACGUGCGUUGUGGGGAGAUGGCCCAGGCUGCCAGCGCUGCAGUAACUCGUGGCGACCUCUGCAUCCUGCCUGAGGCCCAUCAGAGGACAUGGCAUGCCUGGAUGGACAACAUCCGGGACUGGUGCAUCUCCCGGCAGCUGUGGUGGGGACACCGUAUCCCAGCCUACUUCAUCACUGUCAGUGACCCGGCUGUGCCCCCAGGGGAGGACCCCGAUGGGCGGUACUGGGUGAGUGGGCGCAGUGAGGCUGAGGCCCGGGAGAAGGCAGCCAAGGAGUUCGGAGUGUCUCCUGACAAGAUCAGCCUGCAGCAAGAUGAGGAUGUAUUGGAUACCUGGUUCUCCUCUGGCCUCUUCCCCUUCUCCAUCCUGGGCUGGCCCAACCAGUCCGAAGAUCUGAGUGUUUUCUACCCGGGGACGCUGUUGGAAACGGGCCAUGACAUCCUUUUCUUCUGGGUGGCCAGGAUGGUCAUGCUUGGCCUGAAACUCACCGGCAGGCUGCCCUUCAGAGAGGUCUACCUCCAUGCCAUUGUGCGAGAUGCCCACGGCCGGAAGAUGAGCAAGUCUCUGGGCAAUGUUAUUGACCCCCUGGAUGUUGUCCACGGAGUCUCCCUGCAGGGCCUCCAUGAGCAGCUACUGAACAGCAACCUGGAUCCCAGUGAGGUGGAGAAGGCUAAAGAAGGACAGAAGGCGGACUUCCCAGCGGGGAUUCCCGAGUGUGGGACCGAUGCUCUCCGGUUUGGCCUGUGUGCCUACACAUCCCAGGGUCGUGACAUCAAUCUGGAUGUGAACCGGAUACUGGGUUACCGCCACUUCUGCAACAAGCUCUGGAAUGCCACCAAGUUUGCCCUCCGUGGCCUUGGGAAGGGGUUUGUGCCUUCACCCACCUCCGAGCCUGCAGGCCACAAGAGCCUGGUGGACCGAUGGAUCCUCAGCCGGCUGACUGAGGCUGUGAGGCUCAGCAACCAAGGUUUCCAGGCCUAUGAUUUCCCAGCUGUUACCACCGCCCAGUACAGCUUCUGGCUCUAUGAGCUGUGUGAUGUCUACCUGGAGUGCCUGAAGCCAGUGCUGAAUGGAGUGGACCAGGUGGCGGCUGAGUGUGCUCGCCAGACCCUCUACACUUGCCUGGAUGUUGGCCUGAGGUUGCUAUCCCCCUUCAUGCCCUUUGUGACUGAGGAGCUGUUCCAGAGGCUGCCUCGGCGGAUACCACAGGCUCCCCCUAGCCUCUGUAUUACCCACUACCCAGAGCCCUUAGAGUGCUCCUGGAAGGACCCUGAGGCAGAAGCCACCAUAGAGCUGGCCCUGAGCAUCACAAGAGCUGUGCGGUCCCUGCGUGCCGAUUACAACCUCACCCGGAUCCGGCCUGACUGUUUCCUGGAAGUGGCUGAUGAGGCUACAGGCGCCAUGGCAUCGGCAGUGUCAGGCUACGUGCAGGCACUAGCCGGCGCGGGUGUGGUGGCUGUCCUGGCCCUGGGAGCUCCUGCACCACAGGGUUGCACAGUGGCCCUUGCCUCUGACCGCUGUUCCGUCCACCUGCAGCUUCAGGGGCUGGUGGACCCAGCCCGGGAGCUGGGUAAGCUGCAGGCCAAGCGUGGUGAGGCGCAGCGGCAGGCACAGCGUUUGCGGGAGCGCCGUGCUGUCUCAGGCUACCCUGUCAAGGUGCCCAUGGAAGUCCAGGAGGCAGACAAAGUCAAGGUUUGUGGUCUCCAACAGACAGAAGCAGAGCUCAGGAAGGUGGAUGAGGCCAUCACGCUAUUUCAGGCGAUGCUGUGAUGAUCCAACUCCAUCCCUCCCCAAUGGUCCACCAUGGGGACCAAGCAAUAAAAUAUUUUGCCACAAAA